This is a messenger RNA of Gossypium raimondii (Peruvian cotton), 1145 nucleotides long. RefSeq names its product NAC domain-containing protein 90. NCBI's taxonomy places the organism in Eukaryota, Viridiplantae, Streptophyta, Magnoliopsida, Malvales, Malvaceae. The record is from RefSeq and is a predicted model, not a curated record. The transcript has 3 exons. Gene Ontology annotation, biological process: regulation of DNA-templated transcription. Gene Ontology annotation, molecular function: DNA binding. The coding region runs from base 143 to 844 and encodes 233 amino acids.
UUUCUUCUCCCUUGCCUAACUCCACAGUCCGUUGCUGGCCCCCCAUUAAUCAAUGAUCGAGAAAUUACAACUGUAACUACAUGCUUGUUAGUGUAUAUAUAGUAGAAGACUGGCAUGAAUAAACAAGUAUAGGUAUACAAAAAUGGAGGAUAUGCCACCAGGGUUUCGGUUCUAUCCUACUGAAGAAGAGCUGGUUUCGUUUUAUCUCCACAAGAAGCUUGAAGCUAAAACAGAUGAUGAUCUCAACCAUGUUAUGAAUCGUGUUAUACCAGUUGUCGACAUUUAUAACUUCAAUCCGUGGGAUCUUCCUCGAUUCUCAGAUAACCUAUGUCAUAAAGACCCAGAGCAAUGGUUUUUCUUCAUUCCAAGGCAAGAGAGUGAAGCUCGAGGGGGGAGACCAAAGCGGCUAACAUCAUCGGGGUACUGGAAAGCCACUGGUUCACCUGGUUAUGUUUACUCUUUCAACAGUCGCCCCAUAGGUGUCAAACGAACUAUGGUCUUCUACAACGGAAGAGCCCCAAAUGGGAAGAAAACUGACUGGAAAAUGAACGAAUAUAAAGCUAUUCAAGACCAUGUUUCUUUAGCUAAUGCCACUACACCUCCUACCCUAAGACAAGAAUUCAGCUUGUGCCGGGUUUAUAAGAAAUCGAAAUGUUUGAGGUCAUUCGAUAGACGGCCGCCAGGGAUAUUAAAGAUAGGAGAACUGUUUCCUGGACUCGAUAAUAAUCAGUACAUUAAUCGAUUUACUCAGAUUGGGAUGAACGAUAACUCAUCGACAAAAAAGGACGUCGUCGACGACGACGAAUAUGCAUUUUGGGAUGUUGAUGGGUUUUGGAAUCUUUAGAGAUGAUGUGUAGAUGGAGAAGCUUGAAGAGAUUAAUUUCAAAGUUUGCAUUAAUGUCACCAUUUGCAUGAAACUAUAAAUUAGCCCUAUUAGAGAACAAGAAUAAGAUUUGCUCAUUAACUUAUUAUAUGUGCUUGAUUUGGUGAAAACCAAAGUUUUAUUUGUUUAUUAUUCGCUUUUGUCCCUGUUUUUAGUUUUCUUUCAUUUCUAGCUAUUUCAUAGUUACCAAGCUAGUUUCAUGUAUCGCCCUAAUUUUGUACCAUCGAUUAGUUGUAAUAAAAAUAAUUAAAUUUGGGUUUAA